Daldinia childiae is the source of this 837-nucleotide messenger RNA. Its product is annotated as putative RNA exonuclease pqe-1. NCBI's taxonomy places the organism in Eukaryota, Fungi, Ascomycota, Sordariomycetes, Xylariales, Hypoxylaceae. The transcript has a single exon. Gene Ontology annotation, molecular function: nucleic acid binding; exonuclease activity. Gene Ontology annotation, biological process: rRNA processing; ribosomal large subunit assembly. Bases 1 to 837 code for a protein of 278 amino acids. The record is from RefSeq and is a predicted model, not a curated record. Gene Ontology annotation, cellular component: nucleus.
AUGAAGGUAAAGGGGAUGAAAAAACGUAAGGCCCUGGUCAUUGACUGCGAGAUGGUUGGGAUCUCGGGAGGAAGAAGCGAACUUGCCCGUAUUUGCAUUGUCGACCUUUUCACGAGAGAAGUCCUUGUCGACUCCUUUGUGAUCCCCACCGAGAUUGUUAGAGACUGGCGGACAAAGUACAGCGGAGUAACCCAAGCUAUGAUUACUCAGGCUCGGGCUAAUGGAACGGCUCUGAACGGGUGGCCAACCGCAAGGACUAAGCUUUUCGAGCUUGCCGACGCGGACACGAUACUCAUAGGACACUCGCUCAACCAUGACUUGCAGGCCAUCCAUGUCAUUCACAACAAAGUUGUCGAUUCUGCUAUCUUAGUUGCAGAAGCCGUUUUCGGACGGGGCAAUAGGCUAGAUCGCCAAUGGGGGCUGAAAGUGCUGUGUCAAGAACUGCUGGGUAUCACAAUACAGUCGUCUAAACGUGGCCACGACUGCUUGGAAGAUACGCUCGCAUCUCGAGAGAUUGUGCUGUGGUGUUUUAGGGAGCGUGAGAAACUGGCGGCCUGGGCUAAGGAUGCCUUAGUCAAGUACGAGCUUGAGAAGCAGAAGAGAGAAGAGCGCCAAAGAGCGAAGGCCCAAGAGUUAGCGUUGAAGAAAGAAAAGGAAAAGGAAAAGGAGAAGGCGAAAGCUACUCAUUACUAUUACGACGCCUACGAUGAUAAUAGGCUAACGACUCAGCCAGAAUACAUCGACUCUUCGGAGCUCACUUCGCAUUACAAUUCAUAUUGUGGUUCAUCAUCGUCUUACUAUAGGGAGUCAGACGACAAGGACUACCGCACGCUGUAA